UUAUGAAUGACAGUUAUUAAAAGAGAACGAUUAUAGAAACUGAGUUUAUAAGAAUUAUAAUAUGUUGAAGUAUGUAUUUCUGAAAAAUAGUUGACCGACUAGUGUGAAAUUAUGACAGAAGUAUCUACGACUAAAGAAAAAGUGAUCCAAAAUAAUGGACAAGCAGUUUCUAAAGGUGCACCAGUUAGAACAACAUCUGGAGGAUUAAUGAAACUAUCAAGUUAUGUGUUAGCCCUUCGACCAUGGUCUCUUAGUGCAAGCUUAAUACCAACACUUUUAGGAUCUACUAUAGCUUACAAGUAUCCCGGAUCUUCAGAUUUCAAUUACAUCACUCUACUAUUAACUGUAUUAACUGUAAUAUCAGUACAUGGAGCAGGAAAUGUAGUGAACACUUAUUUUGACUAUGUCAAAGGUAUAGACAAUAGAAAAUCAGACGACAGGACUCUUGUAGAUCAUUUAUUAUCGAAAGAUGAGGUUGUGUCAUUUGGAGCCAUGCUAUACUUUGCAGGAUGUGUUGGUUUUAUUCUUCUAGCAAAUCUAUCGCCAGCAAAAAUGGAGCAUUUGGCGUUAGUGUACUUUGGAGGACUAUCAUCAAGUUUUUUGUACACUGGAGGCAUUGGGUUUAAAUACAUAGCUUUAGGAGAUGUAUUGAUUUUAAUAAUAUUUGGACCUAUUUCUGUUUUGUUUGCUUUUAUGUCACAAACAGGUCACGUUGAAUGGGCUACUAUUUAUUAUGCUAUACCUUUAGCUUUGAACACUGAGGCUAUUUUACAUGGAAAUAAUACAAGGGACUCUGAAUCUGAUAGAAAAGUGGGAAUUGUUACUUUGGCAAUUAUAAUAGGACAUACUGCUUCUCAUGUUUUAUAUGCAUUUUUGUUGUUUACCCCUUACAUCAUGUUUGUGGUCGUUUCUUUAAAAUAUUCAAAAUGGUUUAUGUUACCUUUGGUAACACUACCUAAUGCAUUUAAAAUUGAAAAGCAGUUCAGAUCCAAAGAUAUUCACAGUGUUCCAAGAAAAACUGCUAAGCUAAAUUUAUUUUUUGGCAUUCUUUAUGUUGUAGCUUGUAGUAUGGUGCCUACAUUACCAUAUAUUACACAAAGAUAGAUAUAUUAUUCAUAUCAAGAUGUUUUUUGUACUGUACUUAAAAUAUAGAUGUUUUCAUAAAAUAUUGGGUUUUUACGAGUUUCUAAUCUGUCCUCUGAAUGUACCUCAUAAUAAUAUUGAAUCAUAAUUAUUUAAUUCACCAUUUUAUUAUUUAUCAAUAAAAAAUUAAUAUUUAAGAAAUAACAUAUGUUGUAUCAUAGUGUUUUGACUGCCCCAUUUGUUUUAAUUAAUUUAGUGAUUAUACAAAUGUUUCCCAGAACACCUACAAAAGGCUCUUUUUUAUUUAUAUUGCAGCUGGCAGUAUGUGGUUAGUUACAAUAUGUGACAGAAAAAUAGAUAUUAUUUAUAUUAAGAUGUUUUUUAUUUUGUAUUUAAAAUAUACUAGUUUUUAUUAACAA
Molecule: messenger RNA, 1502 nt
Organism: Diorhabda carinulata
Lineage: Eukaryota; Metazoa; Arthropoda; Insecta; Coleoptera; Chrysomelidae
Gene: heix
Product: ubiA prenyltransferase domain-containing protein 1 homolog
Exons: 1
Coding region: 112-1104 (330 amino acids)
Biological process (GO): vitamin K biosynthetic process; menaquinone biosynthetic process
Cellular component (GO): Golgi membrane; endoplasmic reticulum
Molecular function (GO): prenyltransferase activity
Source: RefSeq, a predicted model, not a curated record